Molecule: messenger RNA, 8085 nt
Organism: Phaedon cochleariae (mustard beetle)
Lineage: Eukaryota; Metazoa; Arthropoda; Insecta; Coleoptera; Chrysomelidae
Source: the annotation of a GenBank genome assembly
GAAAUUUACCGAUAGAGGUCCGCCAUGGGUGCCCAGUAUGUUUGUAAACUGGGUUUUUCAAUAAUUUUGCGAAAAUACUGAUAUUUGUCGCGAAUAUAAUUUGUUUUUAGGGAGACUCUAUGCACAUCUGUGGUAUAGUCUAUAUUAUACAGAAGAUCUGAGUGUUGUGGGUCCUGUGAAACUCAUAUUUUUUCCGAGGCGAUAGGGGUUAGGUUACCCUUGCGGCCUUAUUGUAAACGUAAUAUGGUACCUAUAAUGAAGAAAUUAAGUGAACAUGUUUCUGUGUAUUCCUUGCCGUGAAUAUUAAGCAAGUUCAUUUUUAUGUACACUCAGUAUAGUGAAAUGAGCAUUUUAAUUAAUAUCUGGUUAUCUGGAUGUUGAUUUCUAACUGGAUCCAAUGAUGCAAAGCCUGGAGGCUGCAUGUGAGGAGGCCGAACGAUCAGUUAAAAGGUUCAAGCCAAACAGGUCCUUCUUACCUCUGCGGCCCCAGGAUCCAUCAUCAUCUGCAUCAACAUCUGCAACUGCAUCAACAUCUGCAACUGCAUCAACAUCACAAGAUAUCACAGAAAACCCAUGUGGGAAACCUCCAUUCGAUAUUUUUGCCAAAUUAUUAGAAUUGUAUCAAGAGGAAAAUGAAGAGGAAGAGGAGUCGGAAGAUGCUCCGAAUCUGAAGUACACGACUCUUCUGCUGGAGAAACUCGUGGCGCAAGAAAGACUGAACACAUUGAUCGUAAAUCUCUAUCCUGGCAACAAAGGCUAUUCCUUGGCUUUCAGACUGUUGUCCAGCAACUCGGACGGUGACACUGCCAAUAUGAUAGAAACCGAACAGUGGCCUUACGAGGAGGACAACCUCCUUCGAUAUAUCGAUAAUGAAGAACUUCCACCUACCAUUAUAGACUUGAUAGAAAAUGAAUUUAGUUACCUCUUUUACAAUGGAUGCAUCAUAGCGGAAGUCAGGGACUAUCGUCAAGCUUAUCCCCAUUUCAAGUGUGAUAUUCAUCAUGUUUUGCUCAGGCCUACGCAGAGGAGUAUCAUGGCGGACAUCAACACCCUCGCCGACGACAAACCCGAGUGGGGCGGCGAUGAGAAGGACCAGCUCGAGAGCCGGCUGCUGAUGGCCAACGCGCCGACGCUCUGCCUCGACCCCGACGCGUCGACGUCGCGACGGCUGACGGCGCUGCACAACCGGAAGGCGAUGUGGAACACGCACAGGUACCGGCGCAUGGCGCGGAAGUUCUCGCAGGUGACUGUGAACCGGAAGCGGAAACUGGACCAGUUCACGCACAGGCCCGGAUUGGAGCUGUACGAGUUCUUGUGUCGGAACCAGAAUAAACCAAAGAUAGGUGCUUCGGCGAUCUCGCUCUCCAAACCGCCGAAGAAACCGCCCGUCGCCGACGAAGCUGCCCCCACCCCCGUGCCAGUCCCGAACCUAGACCCGCCCCUCAUCCUUCCCCCCACCUCCCCCGUCCACAUCGCCGAGUUCAAGGCCUACCAGCGGCCCAAAGAGACCGGCGACUGUCUGCCGCAGCUCAUCGAGGAGUACGUGCUGGAGACCGAUAUGCCUGCGCGCGAGAAGAGCGAGCUGCCGCGCGUGUACCACAUCAAGCUGUCGAUCCUGCAGCGGCCGUCCAACUCGGAGUACCUGGGCGAGCUGUACUUGGACAGGGACCACAGGAAGGGGGAGGAGAACGGGGUGGCGUGCCGGUUCUCGCUGGGGUCGAGGGCGAACGCCAACAGGUACAUUCACCAGUUCACGGAGAUUUUCACGGAGAGCGGCAGGAAAUCGGUGCGCAUCCAGUACGGCCUGAGCCCCAGCUACAAGGAGCGCGUCGCGAUAGCGCAGGCGCAACACCAGCAGCAGCAGCAGCAGCAGGCGCAGAACGGCGCGUCGGCGAGCCUGCCGCAGCAGCACCUGCAGCAGCUAAGCCAGAGCCUGCAGGGUACGGCGCAGGGCGGUCGUGGGCAGCCGGGGGCGGUCAAUGGGAGCGUGGGAGGGGCGGUGGUGCUGCAGGGGCAGGGCCUGCUGUCUUCUAGCGUUCCCAUUUUGAAGAGCCAUUUACAAGGAAGUGUGCAAGUUAAAUCUGCCCAAAAUAUUUCAACACAAGAAUUAGCAAUGAGUGCUCUGACUGAAUUGGAUAACUCUGCCCAACAAUUUCAAGCAGCAGCAAACGCUAAACAGCAACAACUGCAACAACAGCAACAACUGCAGCAGCAGCAGCAACAACAACAAAAAAUAACCGGCAACAACGCCGCCUUGAUAAACUUAUUAAACACUUCGCCCGCCACCAACGUCAACAAUGACGCCGUCAUCAACGCCAUAAACAAUACACCUCUAUUACCUCAGCAAGUGCAAACGUUCAACCAAAAAAUCCUCGCGCGCAAAAUGACGCUGCCGAACAACGCGCGCGUACUGAACCACAGCAACCUUUUGGCCUUGAACAACAACCGCAUCAACCUGCAAGACUCGUCGCAGCCGCAGACCAUCACGUUGGCGUCCGUCAACAACGCCGGCUACGCCAACUUCAAGCAGCAGUUGGGCAGCCAGCGGGCGGAGGGCGGCAAGUCCGCUCUGUCCGCCCUUCUGGUGGGCACGCCCGCCGCCGACAGACCAGACAUCGUCGGCCCGAAUACCAGCUCGCUGCUGCUGGAGAAGCUGGGAGUCGCCCCGAGCGGUGCUCAGGCGCACUUUGGCACCAAGGGCGGGCCGUUUGGGCAGGCGGGGAAGGGCGGCUCGGUGCUGAGUCCGAUGGCGAGUCCGCCGCCGCAGCAGCCGACCGGCAAUACGAUCAACGUGCAGAGUUUGAAUUUCGCGCAGUUGCAGAGCAUUCCGGGGUUGCAGAAUCUGCAGGUGCAGCUGCCCGGGUACGCGCAGCCCAUCUCGCUGUCGUUGAACGUGUCGUCGGCGGGCGGCGCAGUGCCGGGCCACCCGGCCGGGCUGAUCGUAUCGCUGCCCGGGGCAACCGGCGCCGCCCACACCGCGAACAGCGUCGUGCCCACGGCGGGCGGCAAGCCGCAGACGGUCGUGCUGACGAACGCGGGGGCGACCAGUUUGAGUCAGCUAGUGUCCUCCGGCGUGAAGGGCGUCUCCCAGCAGGCGAUCCGGACCGCCCUGACUCCCCAGGCGGUGUCGCUGACUCAGGGCGGGCAGCAGCUGCAGCUCAUCACGCCCUUGCAGCGGCCCAGGGUGCAACAGGUGCAGCAGCCGACCAGCGCGCAAACUCUGACGUCCCGCACGCUCCAAGCCACGCCUAUCACCAUCAAGAUGGCCGCCCCGAACGCAAAUGCUUCUCAAGUAAAUUUACCGUCAAGUUCGGCUAUCGCAAGUCAACUGCAGAAACAAGCUCAGCUACAGCAGUUCCAGCAGAUCUGCUUGAAUCAUCCCAGCGUGUUGGGAAACAUCCGGAGAAGAUCCAACACGUCGGACCCACAGUAACGAUGACUUUCUUUGUGUAGCUUCCUUUUCGUAAGUUAUUAUGUAUGCUAGUCUUUUUUUUAUAUUUCUUAGUGUCCCUGCUGGAAAUACUUCAAGAGAUCUUGAAGGAUUCAUUAUGUUACAUUCCGAAUAAGGAGAUUGUAGGUGGCGCAACCUCUGAAGGAAAGUUCAUGCUGCAGAAAUAAUUAGAUGUUCAACUUUGGAUUCGUCUUUAUUGUAUCAUUAAAUGAUACAAAAAGUAAAUGAUAUGUGAUAAUGAACCAAUCAAUGCAAAGGUUAGCGAUAAAAUGGACUGCUAAUGGUUAGAAUGUACGGAAAUUACGCCAAGAUUGAAUGAAUCCAUAUUUUCAUCGUGGCACCGUGUAUGCCUGCUGUACCUGACGUGAGCAUGAUCCUGAUUUUUUGUGAAUUCUGUAUACCGGGUGUCCCAGAGCUAUUAGGCCAGUAGAUAUCUGGGUUAUAUAACAUAAAAGAAUUCAAGAAAUCGUGGAAUUUAUGGGAGCAAAUGCUCUUCAAAAUGGUGAGAUCAAAUCACUCUUGUAUCAAAGAAUCUACUAGAAACCACCCCUUACGUUGGUUUUUCAAAUUGCACCCCCAUGUUUUUUUCGCUUCAUCUUAUGGAACUUCUCAUUCUCAAUUCGACUAUACAUCACGAUUGAUAUAGCGUUAUUCGCGGGAAUCAAUUUAACCAGGUGGCGCUUCAUCGUUCCAUGUCAAAGCCACAUCAAAACUGGGGGAAAACAAACUUAAUCCUCACUCAAUCUCAUUAGUGCCAUUAGCUUGUGCACUGUGUACUGAUAAGAGUCCUUGACAAGUUUGACAACUACAGCUACAGCAAGAUGUAUGCAAUGUUGUCUAUGCACUUUAUCCAUAGACAACAGUUUGUUUUCCCCCAGUUUGAAGUUCGUAUUAUGUAACCUAGAUGUCGCCCACUUCGUGAAUCUCGCGAAUAGUCAAAAUUAUGAGGAACUUAAUGAUUGUGAAGGUUUGUUAUACUGUUACAGCCAUUUAUUCCUUGAAAAAUAUAAAGUAAAAAGUACCAAAAUAUAAUACCGUCAUUUCAGACAAUCAUUCAAGGAAAAAUCUAUAUUUUUUCAUAAAAAUUAUUGAAAUAAUUCGCUAGUCCGAUAUAUCACUGAAUUGAGAAUGAAAAGUUCUAUAAAAUUAAUGGACAAAAACAUGGGGGUGCUAUUUGAAAAACUAAAGUUAGGAGUGGUUUCUUGGAGAUUGUUUGAUAUGAGGGUGUUUCGAUUUAAUUGUCUUGCAGAGCUUUUGCAUAUAUUUUUCAAAUUUUUUUUGUAUCUUAGAUUACACAGAUAUGUGUUGGAUGGAAUUCUUUAUUACUUCGGCUUGCAGCCAUCUGAUUUUCUCUUGAGUAAUGCUGUAUUAGACAGAGUUGCCACUGCUUGAAAUUUUACAUUUCAUGGGAGCUGACAUUUAUUGUGAAAUGACACAAUGUCAUUGUGUUAUCAGAUAUAAUAAUAAAAUUGGAGACAUACAAUGUACCUCAUUGACUUAUCGAAAAUAGUGAAAUUUUUUAAAUAGCCAUACAAAAACAUAACAUAAUUAGCGACUGUUGGUACCAAAUAGAAUUCCGUCUCAUAGGGGUAACCAAAAUGGCUUUCAGUUCCACUUGUCUUGGCCAACAACAACAAUACGAAUAAAAACUAUUCAGCAUGUGUUUUAAAUACCAUUCAAUGAUAAUGAAUGGUUAUUUUGUUUUGAGUUCAAGCAAUACGGAGGCAACAAUAAAUUAUCACUGCUUGUCAAAUAAAGGGUAACUUUUUUAUCCCAAUGAGACAAUGUACUAAUACAGAGAAACGAAAAUCAUUUCAUCUGAAUGAAAAAUGUAUUCAUUGUGAAAAGCGAAUGAACUUUCUAAGAUUAGAAUGAUCUUCGAGAAAUGGAAAGCACUUGAAGACCUGAUGCACCUUUGUUUUGAAAUAAUUCAGAAUAAAGUAAGUAUUUAAGGGAUAAUCUCUGGGUUUCUUUACCUAGAGAAACCAAGAACAAAGUCCAAUACUUUCCUUCUCUCCCUAUCCUCCCUAGGUACGCACGAUGUUACGUUAACAUAAUAGGGAUUUCUUUUCGUGCGAUCUGAAAUAUUGAAAAAAAGACUGUUUGAGUCUAAGUCCUCACAUUCUUCAUUCUGGUCUUAAAGAAAAUUUGAAUAACAUUUUGAGAAACUUCUUUAUCUAUUUAGAAUCUUGAAAUUCAUCUCAUUAGUUGAUAUUGUCUUCUGUGAACGACAAUUCGCCAAAUAUAUUCUAUUGAGAUAUUUCCAGUAAGGAUAAUUGAAACAUGUACUUCAUUAACAGGAAACUGCCGUCUGUUGUGGUGUUUGAACUAUUUUUUUUUUCAACAAAUUUCUAUGCACGAUACGCCUCAUAACCCGUCGUUUUUCAUGAUAUUGUUUCAGGCUAUUCGAAAAAUUUUAAAUUUUGAUUUGUUUCCUGUAAAAAUACAUCACAUGUGUGAACAUCACAAUCAUAUGAUGAAUAUGGAUUUAAACAAAUAGCUCGCUUCUUCUUGAGAUACAAAUUGUUUGCUCAGUAAUUAAUUUUGUCAUGUUAUUUCAAGCUCUUCCAAGUUCUGCUACCAAGGUGGUAGCCCAUAUUUGUUUUAUGUGUUCUGAUGAACUAUGAUCGUUAUUGUUUGCAAGUUUGAGCACCUGGGAUUAUUAACUAAUUUAUAUAAUGUGAAAUUGAGGCAAUAAAAAAAUGGGGGGCAAGAAAAAAAUAUUUGCAACCAUUCCAAAAACAGUAUUCUCUCACCAUACUACAUCUUUCACUAUAUUAUUAUAUCAUCUUCUAUUACCGAGUGCACACUCUGUAGGCAUUUCCCUAACGUAUGAGUUCAAUAAUUACACACGACCCACAACGCUACUUUUUCAAGUUGAUGAGGGAAGAUUUUGUGUUUUGCUAUUUUUUACAGUGUAAUCGGAAAAGUCUCGAAGAAAUGUGACAAAAAAACAGGGUCGCUCAUAACCAAAUGAACCGCGAGUGAGAAAAAUAUCAUGUAAUUGUGAAUACUAAUCAUCAGAAACAUUCUAUUGAGUUCUGAACUACAGUUUCAAUUCUGAGAACCGACUAGGGAAAGUGUGAAAAUCGGUCAUAUUUGAUUGGAUCAUCCGAUAUAUUUCUUGAUAAAAUUUGGUACUAAUUCCUUCGAGAAUUUCUUGGAAUUUAUAAUCAGACUCGUUUUUGAACCCGUCACAAUUGUAUUACUAUUGAAAUUUUGUUUAUAAUGCAUACAUUACUAGAUCAUUAACAUCACUCAACUUGAGACUUGGAAUCAAUUACUUUUUACUGAUUAAAAUUCUUUAAUUUGGGUUGCCUCCCGCCUAGCAAACAUGUAAUAGUCGAGAAACUUAUAAAUUUAAAAAAACUAUAGAUAAUGAAAUGCCAAGACACCUUCUGGGAUCCGAAUGAACGCCUGUGAGAUUGUUGAAUUGCAGCUCGAGCCCUCUCGAUGUUUAAAAGGAGGAAGGAAAGCUCAAAGUCUCUCUCUCUCUCUCGAUGUUUUUUGGGGUAAUGAUAGUAUUCUGAUGAACCUUUCUUAUCGUGGACAUAUUUUUAAUACCGAUUCCGGAAGGUAUGCUGCAUACGGAUGAUCGACAAAUAGGUUGGCAAACAGAAAACACGUUCUUGAACAGAUCAUGUUCAGAAGUUGUUGAUGAUAACUAGUAUUCACUGAAAUAAUCAGAAUUUCAGUAAAUCUGUAUUUGGUCAGGGAAAGCCUGGAAAAGUUGGAGUAUUUUAAAUCAACCAGGUAUAGUGGCAAUCAUUUCGCUUGAUUAUUUGUGAUAUUCUCCUCGUUUUUAUGAAAUAAAAUUAUGAGUGUUGUUUCAAUAUACGUGUAGUAGGAUGAGUUAGAUGAAUGAAUACUCAUAUUUUUCUUUAUAAAAACCAGGAGAGGUCAUUCCAAAUAUUCGAGCAAAAUGAAUGUCCUCAAUUAACCUACAGAAAGUAGUACAUUUCAAAUUCUUCCAUAUUAAUGAAUCCCUGUUGAUCAAACUUGAAACAAUAAUGUUCAAUAGCAGCAAUAUCAGCAGUUAGCAAUAAUAAAAUUCCUAUUGUUUUGUUGAAAUUGAAUAGAGGUUUUUAUGGUAAUUUGACUUCGGUUCCAUCCAAUUUCUCAGUAUUUUUCUAACAAUCAAUGAUAAGCUCACUGAUUCAAAUACGACUAUGAAGAACCGUGGAAUUGUAUAUAGAAAUUUGUUACUUUCUGUGCUGUGUCGUUUUUAAAACGAAUCUCAAAAUUUUCGAACUUCUUUUGAUCAGAAGCAAUUGACAAGAAUAUAAUACUGUUCUUUCUUUAAACUUGCGUGAGUCUACAAUAGAUUGCAAUAAUUACGUCAAGCUUCUAGCUAUACAGAUUGUUUACUCAGUUGUUACACAUAGGGCAUGUGAAUGGCAACAUAGCAAGAGGGACUGAUUCGGCUAUCGUACGUCUGGCAACGUCUGGCCAUCACAGUGAACCAUUCAAAUGCGAAAUGCCAUCCUUUCUUAAUACAUAUAUGUACUUAUGUAUAUACAGUGUGUCUCACUUCGUUGGGCAAGGAUCCUGAAAUUUGCUGGAGCGAGAGAUAUAUCAAAAAUGCACUCUAUGAUAUUAGGAGACAAAAUAGGUUGAAAAUCACUUCGGAUUCG